GUCUUGGUUUGGGUUGUUUAGGAUCACAUGGCAGGAGACGCUAAAAGCCUGACGCCCAGGCAGUGUGCCGUCAUGGAUGUGGCUCUGGAUACCAUCAAGCAAUACUUUCAUGCGGGCGGGAACGGCUUGAAGAAGACUUUCCUGGAGAAGAGCGCUGAGCUUUCGUCGCUCCGCCACGCUCUGUCGCUCUACACCCAGACCACCGACACGCUCAUCAAAACCUUCGUGACCACGCAGCAUUCACAGGUGCACAAUGGGAAGGGUAUUAGGUUAACCCCUAAUGAGAAAAUCCAGCCCAGCAGGGGUAGGUCUCCAUGAAAUCAUCAUCAGCCCAACUUCCCUUCAUCGUUUUCUCUCUUCUGUUUUGUGAAACCUGCGUUUCUGUCGCAUGACUCUAUAAAACGUGGUUUUCUUUGCCUGCAUUGGACCAAAUGUUGUUUG
Messenger RNA from Poeciliopsis prolifica (blackstripe livebearer), 441 nucleotides. Its product is annotated as protein unc-13 homolog B-like. Lineage: Eukaryota; Metazoa; Chordata; Actinopteri; Cyprinodontiformes; Poeciliidae. Gene Ontology annotation, cellular component: terminal bouton; presynaptic active zone cytoplasmic component; plasma membrane. Gene Ontology annotation, molecular function: calmodulin binding; diacylglycerol binding; syntaxin-1 binding. The transcript is spliced from 3 exons. The coding region runs from base 28 to 318 and encodes 96 amino acids. Gene Ontology annotation, biological process: dense core granule priming; synaptic vesicle priming; synaptic transmission, glutamatergic. The record is from RefSeq and is a predicted model, not a curated record.